UGUCUCACACUGUCUUAUAGACAGUCUCACACACUGUCUCACAGACUGUCCAUUGUUAUACAAUGAAGAGAGGAUUGGGAAAGCCGCUGCAUAUCGUGCUCUUUGUAAAGUUUAUUUGCCGCUUUAGAAACUUAUGGAUGGUCAAUGUUUAAUGGAUUCAAUUGUAAUUCAGCUAAAUUUCUGAUUAUGAAUAAUACCAAUAUACCGACCCGCUAAUACACAUCCUCACACACGCAUAUUCAAACUGUUAGUUCUACAUGCUCAUCCGCACAUGUACAUAUGUAUGAUACCAAAGUGCACACCGUACAUAUAUCCUCAGAAGUAUUAGUUUGUUUCAAUAAGAUACUCUUUUGGGCUUGUUUUUAUCUACUUAUUCAGGAAGAGUUGAGAAACCGUUAAUUGUUUCGCCAGCAAGAUCUCAUUGGAUGAUGCAUUCCAUGAAGCCCACUGCCAGCAGGCACAUUUAAAGAAAUAGAACCUGAUUGAUUGGAGUGAUGAGGUACUUAAAAUCAGCUUUUACAUUUUACUAACACUUACGCAUUUAUCUUGUCUGCCAACAUUUGACCUGUCUAGCCUUGCGGUGGUAGAUUUGGCCAUAAAUCAUCAAUUCAACUCAUUUUAGUUUCUAUUUUGCCAAUCCUAGCCCCAGGGGGCUUUACAGUCUGUAUAAGCAAAGGACAAAUGAAGAAGUAGGAGGGAUGACAAUAGCUGUCUUUGACGAGUUUGCUGUUGCAAUCAGACUCUUGUUCCCCCCAAAGAAGAAGAAGAAGCAGCAUAAAGAUCUGUCCACUUGCUACACUCUGUCAAAUAUUUAGAACCUUGAAGAGACCGAGAUGGCUUUGAGCGCUUCAUCUAAGAGGGAAAAACUCUACAGAGUGGUUGGUGUAAGCGUUGGACUACUUUGUAUGCUACAGGCUGCAGCAAACAUUGGAUUACGUCUUUCUCUUUAUUAUUCCACUGUGAGUAAGCCAGAUUUGGAGGCGAUUAUCAAGAAUUUGACUGAAAAGGGAGAAGAUUUAAAAGGGAAGCUGAAUAACUUUGAUUGUUCCACUGUGAGUAAGUCAGAUUUGGAGGCGAUUAUCAAGAAUUUGACUGAAAAGGGAGAAGAUUUAAAAGGGAAGCUGAGUAACUUUGAUCACUACCGCAAACAGGGAUGGGUGUAUUUUUACCACAGUUUCUAUUACAUUUCUUCUUCUGAAGAGUCCUGGCAAGUCAGCAGACAGUUCUGUCUGCAAAGAGGUGCCGACCUGCUGAUCAUCAACAGCAAAGAAGAGCAGGACUUUGCAAGACAAUUCCAAAAACGCACCUGGAUUGGACUGACGGACGGAGAGACAGAAGGGACAUGGAAAUGGGUCGAUGGGACUGAACUAAAAGAAAGGUACUGGGUAACUGGGGAGCCCAACAGCUAUGAAGGUAACAAUGAGGACUGUGGAGAAAUUAGAUUCUAUGCAAAACAAUAUAACUGGAAUGAUGAGCAAUGUAGUCUCAAAAACUUCUGGAUCUGUGAAAAGGCUUUGGCUCUCUAACUUUGCAUCCAAUGGGGUGAUGGUGGCACAUCGAGUAGUGCGGUGCGCUGGGAGCCACAAGGUCGUACCAUGUAAAAAUGUAAUGCAUGGGUUUUAAUGCAAUAAAAGUCGCAUUGGAUAAAAACGUCAGAUAAAGAUAAAUUUAAUGUAUCCAAACCCACCAGUUUCAUAGAAAUCAUUCACACAAACAUGUCACUGUAAUAAUGAGUAGUGGCUGAAUUCCCUUUGGUUGCUUCACAUUUAUAGAUUCCAUUUGCAGUAUAUGAAAUACUCAGUAAUGUACAUGUAGUACUAUAAAACAUCUGCUCUAUAUAUUACAUUAGGUCUCAUUUUAUUUCCCACGCAAAUAUUAUUAGUGCUACACAAAAAACCCUUUAUGUUUAGUUAAUUGUUUAAGGUCUUCUAAGGAUGUAACCUAUCCCAGUAUGAAAAAAAAAGUAUGUGCGUCGCCAACUCUGACCACGUUUAAAACAAGACUGAAAACUUUUAUGUUCACCUUCGCCUUCUGCUAAAUUUGAUCUACAUUGCCCUUUUAACCUUUAAUUAAACAAUUUUAAUACGAUUUUAAUCUCUCACUCUGCACUGUAACUUUUAAUUCUUUUUGUAUUUACAAUUUUAUUUGCUGUUUCUUAAUUGUCUUUUAAUGCUUGCAUUUUAUUUCACUUUAUUGUAUGACAUGUUAUGAUGUGAAGCACUUUGAGUCUGCCUCGUGUAUUAAAAGCGCUAUACAAAUAAACUUGCCUUGC
Pungitius pungitius (ninespine stickleback) is the source of this 2272-nucleotide messenger RNA. Its product is annotated as CD209 antigen-like. Gene Ontology annotation, molecular function: fucose binding; D-mannose binding. The record is from RefSeq and is a predicted model, not a curated record. The transcript is spliced from 7 exons. Gene Ontology annotation, biological process: biological process involved in interspecies interaction between organisms. Bases 834 to 1526 code for a protein of 230 amino acids. Gene Ontology annotation, cellular component: external side of plasma membrane. NCBI's taxonomy places the organism in Eukaryota, Metazoa, Chordata, Actinopteri, Perciformes, Gasterosteidae.